Striga hermonthica is the source of this 513-nucleotide messenger RNA. NCBI's taxonomy places the organism in Eukaryota, Viridiplantae, Streptophyta, Magnoliopsida, Lamiales, Orobanchaceae. The record is from the annotation of a GenBank genome assembly.
AUGUAUUUAAGUAUAAAAUUUUCAAUUUACGUGUUAAGUAAUUAUCAGCCAAGCCAAGGCGAGAGAGCACAGGGGCUAAACCGUAAUAACACUGCAAGUAACAAUUCACAAUUGGGCCUUCCCCACGGCCGGCCGAACAGAAGCUACUCAAGCUCAACCGCCAUAGCCGCCGCCAUGGAUCCUCACAGCCAGACCACUUCACUACAACGACUCCAAAACGUCGAGAAGAGAAUCGUGAGGGUUUUGGAGCUUGCCGGCGGAGUAAUGGAGGAAAUGGCCAGUCCCGGUGGCCCCAGAAAGGAGUUAGUUAACAGCAAUUGCACUGAGUUCAUGCAAUUAGUCAAGGAUUUUCAGAUGACGCUGAGGGAGGAAAUUAAGAGUGCUUGCGAAUACCGUCCGUUUGAGAAGUGUGACUAUGUUCCGAGAAUAUCGAACGAGAUUUGUUGCAAGAAAUUGGAAUAUGUCAUAUCCCAGCUUGAUGAGAUGAAGCAAACAAUUGAGGGGUAUGUAUGA